Messenger RNA from Penicillium paradoxum, 1632 nucleotides. Its product is annotated as tRNA-specific adenosine deaminase. Gene Ontology annotation, molecular function: RNA binding; tRNA-specific adenosine-37 deaminase activity. Lineage: Eukaryota; Fungi; Ascomycota; Eurotiomycetes; Eurotiales; Aspergillaceae. Gene Ontology annotation, biological process: tRNA wobble adenosine to inosine editing. The coding region runs from base 1 to 1632 and encodes 543 amino acids. The record is from RefSeq and is a predicted model, not a curated record. The transcript has 3 exons.
AUGGCAUCAGAUACAUCUGGUCCCACGUUACCAUCCCGGAUAGCAUCGCUGGUUCAUGCUCAUUUUGAUGCUCUGCCCACACGCAGUAAACCCACCAUUUUUCCAGAUGGAUCGAGGGAAUGGAUCCCAAUGACCGGCAUUGUCGCCGUUAAAGGGGAGAAUACACCGUCUGAAAGUCUGACCUGCAUAUCUGUCACGAGUGGUGCAAAAUGCUUGUCAGCAUCUCAUAUCCCACGCUGUAGGGGUCUUGUAUUACAUGAUUGCCAUGCCGAAAUAUUGGGCCUGCGAGCAUUCAAUUACUGGCUUCUUACGGAAUGCCACAGUGAACUAUCCCGAGAAAAGCAUUUAUCCAAAGCCUGCGAUACAUCCAAUCUUGAUAAUGAAGAAGUAUCAGGUUCUCCCUUCAUACAACGGCGAAAAGUUGAAGAAACUGAAGAUGUUCAUUCAAUCUCGGCCACAAAAUGGCCACCCUUCGAACUGCAGCCUGAUAUAAAGAUUUACAUGUACUGUACAUGUGCUCCUUGCGGCGAUGCAAGCAUGGAACUCUGCAUGGCAGCUCAAGCUGAUGCAACACCAUGGGAAGUCUUGCAACAAGAGCCUCCCCCAUCCACAAGCCAAGAUGCAGAGUUUCCAGCGGAGCAGACCCUGCUAGAUGGCCGGGCACACUUCUCUCUUCUCGGGGUUGUGCGUCGAAAACCAGCCCGCAUGGAUGCUGAGUCCACACGCAGCAAAUCCUGCUCGGACAAACUUGCAUUGCGGCAAGUUUCCUCCUUGCUAUCCUGCGAAACUAGUCGCCUUGUUGCUCCCACCGAGAACGCGUAUCUGGCCGGUCUGGUUCUUCCUGCAGAUGAAAUCAGCCAAGUAGGCUGUGACCGCUCUUUUGGGGAGAAUGGUCGAAUGCAGGCUCUGAAAGGACGAACGUGGCCUGGGAAAACAGAGCUCAAAGAAAGCACAACUGGGUAUCGGUUCCAUCCAUUCCAGGUGCUUUCGGUACCGGUUGAGGAGGUAGCGGCGCUUUGGAGUUUCGCAAAACAGAAGCCUAUGCCUUUUCUGGCAGAUUCCUCGGAAGAGCAAGAUGAAACUUCGACAACUGUUACCAGUCUCAAAAAGAGCAGACCGGGGAAUGUUAGCGCUGUAUGGAUAGUGGCUCCCUCAUAUCAUGCCUCAUCGGCAACGGUCAUGGAUACGGGCAGCAAGUCAAUGCCGACUCUGUAUCGUUCAAAAACGGGGUUAUAUGAAACCAUCAUCAAUGGAGUGAAGCAAGGGAACCGCGCAUCUGCGCCCGGUGCUCGUGGGGCCUCGUCUCUGUCUCGAGCUAAACUUUGGGCUCUCUUUCGCGACAUUGCUCCCGUGUCAGUUCCUAACAUUUCCCAAGACCGUGUCACUCCAGCUGAAUUGCUGUCGAAUACUUUGGAAACUGAAGAAAUGCCCAUCAACACCAUUCAUGAUCUAACGCCAGACACAGCCACUUAUCAGGAGUUCAAAAAGCCUAGCAGCUUAGAAGAUCCAUUGCAAAUCCGUAAGCAGGCCAUUGAGAAUGCCAAAUCAGUCCUCAAGGGGUGGAUGCCGAAUGUAGGCGAUGAUUCUUGGGGGUUGGAUGUUUUGGUCGAUCCCAAAAAGCGAAAGCGUUGA